This is a messenger RNA of Porites lobata, 764 nucleotides long. NCBI's taxonomy places the organism in Eukaryota, Metazoa, Cnidaria, Anthozoa, Scleractinia, Poritidae. The record is from the annotation of a GenBank genome assembly.
AUGGCCGCUGUCAGCACAACCGCCAAAAUUCCAUCGCCGCUGAAUUUAUCCGACCGUUUGCACCAAGGAGAGAAUUGGAAACUGUUUCGUCGAGAAUGGAAAUUUUAUGAAUUAGCAGCUGGCAUUCAUAAAAGUCGGAAGAAGUUCGCGUUGCCUCUUUAUUAAAUUUCGUUCGAAAGGAAGGAAUGCACAUGUAUGAAACCUUUCAAUGGGACAAUCCGUCUCACGCCUUGAAAAUCGACAAGAUACUGGAAAAGUUUGAAGAACGCUGUGUUCCUGCUCGAAAUGAAACGUACGAAAGGUAUGUUUUCUUCAAACGUGAUCAGUUGCCAAGCGAGUCCCUUGACAGCUACCUAACUGCAUUAAUGAAAUUGUCUGAGUCUUGUGGUUUUGGAACGCUCCGUGAAUCGCUCGUUCGCGACCGAUUAGUUCUGGGAGUGAAAGAUGACAGGGUUCGUGAAAAGCUCCUUGGAAAGCGUGAUCUCGAUUUGGAUAAGGCAAUUAAAACGAUCAAAGCAAGUCAAGUUACUCAUUCACGAGCAUCGGAAAUUGCGGGUGAAAUAUCAAGUCAAGAAGAUGUUAGUGCUGUGAAACACAAGUCUAGAGCACAAGAGAAAGGAAAGCCUCGCAAGAGUUCGACUCGGAACCCAUCGUCUAACAGUAAGUCUAAAGAGUGCCUAUUUUGUGGCCUAUUUUGUGGUCGGACAGAAAUGCAAAAACUGUGGCAAAGUUGGUCAUUUUGCAGUCAAAUGUCGCAGUGGUAA